Messenger RNA from Prorocentrum cordatum, 1048 nucleotides. The record is from the annotation of a GenBank genome assembly. Lineage: Eukaryota; Dinophyceae; Prorocentrales; Prorocentraceae.
AGGCGUCUUUAGCUUCAUCUGCGUCGACAAUGGCCUCAAGGUCGGCGACCGCGGCGAGUGCGCGGGUCAGGAAGACGGCGACUGGGGCCUGGAGGAGGACACCGACGCGUGCGCCGGGGUGGCCUCCGAGGAGCCCUGCAAGGAGCCCAAGGCGCAGAAUCCCGGGUCGGACGCCCAGGCGUGGGUCACGCUGGAGAAGAAGGCCGACGCCGACGAGCAGGCCAUCGGCAGCUCCGCAGAGGCCUCCGGCGCCGCUCCUGUCCCCGGCGGCGGCGCCGCGCCCGCCGCCGGCGGCGCCGAGCGCCAGGGCACGGGCGGCGCGGUGGAGGCCGGCGGUCCCGAGGACGACAGCUCCAGUCGCACCGUCGCCGAGGAGGCGAAUGCCACCGGGGCGGAGGGCGGCAAGGCCGAGGAGGCCGAGGAGACCAAGAGCACCAGCGUCGAGGUGGUCAACCGCACCGACGAGCCGGUGCAGGUGAAGGUCUUCGAGUUCGGGAAGAGCGGGCACGCGUCGCGCCUCUUCAGGAGCCCCAUGGCCGAGGGCACCAUCAGCCCAGGCAUGGGCCGCGUCUUCUCGCUGAAGGCGGACCCAGAUCCCGAGGAGACCAUAUUCGACGUGGAGAUCCGUAUCGGCAAAAAGAGGGCCAAGUGCGAGGUUGUCGGCGAGCAGGUCAUCUUCGUGGACGGGUUCUUGGCCGACUGAUGAAGGACGACUGCAUGCCGAUCCCCAGGCACAAGAGAGGUCUUCCCGCCCUUCCCAAUUGGAAGGUGAUCGGCGUCCUCCUCGUCCCUCCGCCGUCCUCGCAGCCCUGCGCCCUCUUCCCACCUGUGCCCACCCACCCCCUCUGCCUUCUCCCCUGGGCUCGCCGCCGAUAGCGCUCCCCCUCAGCCAGCCCCCGCCCAGUCGCCCUGGCCAGUCCGCCCUCUCCUCGCAGCGCGCGCGCGCGGAAAGCCCGCGGCCGCGCCGCGGCGCGCUCCGCGGCCGCGGCCGCGCGGGGACCCCCGCGCGCGAGGCUGUGCGCGGGCAGGCGAGGUGCAGCGGAGCGGA